GCCGGCCCAAUUUACAAGGCCCAACAGACAAAUAAAAACCCUAACUCUAAAAAAUUCUUGUACAACUCUAGCGUCACUUUCCCCGCCCCUCCACUCGCCGGCGGACUUGCUGAAUUCACAGAUCGUCGACGAAUAUGCCGUUCAAGAGGUACGUGGAGAUCGGAAGGGUGGCUCUUGUCAAUUACGGCAAGGACUAUGGGAAGCUUGUUGUCAUCGUCGAUGUUAUCGACCAGAACCGGGCUCUUGUGGAUGCUCCUGAUAUGGUUAGGGGCCAGAUGAACUUCAAGAGGCUUUCUCUGACAGAUAUCAAGAUCGACAUCAAAAGGGUUCCCAAGAAGAAGGCUCUGGUAGCUGCCAUGGAAGCUGCUGAUGUUAAGGGCAAAUGGGAAAAGAGCUCAUGGGGAAGGAAGUUGAUUGUCCAGAAAAGAAGGGCUGCCCUCAAUGAUUUUGAUCGGUUCAAGUUGAUGCUAGCAAAAAUUAAGAGGGCUGGCAUUGUUCGACAAGAGCUUGCGAAACUUAAGAAAGAGAGCGCGGCAUGAAUGCUUAUGUAUUUUUAGGAGUUUGUUCUAGGAUCUUGAAUAGCCCAUUCCUUUUGACUGUUCUUGAAUCUAUUUCAAAUACAAAUAGUACUCCAAUUCUUGAUGAAACCAGGUAUUCUAUUCAUCCUACAUUUGUUUUCAUAA
Andrographis paniculata is the source of this 683-nucleotide messenger RNA. Its product is annotated as 60S ribosomal protein L14-1. Gene Ontology annotation, molecular function: structural constituent of ribosome; RNA binding. The coding region runs from base 135 to 539 and encodes 134 amino acids. The record is from RefSeq and is a predicted model, not a curated record. Gene Ontology annotation, biological process: translation; ribosomal large subunit biogenesis. NCBI's taxonomy places the organism in Eukaryota, Viridiplantae, Streptophyta, Magnoliopsida, Lamiales, Acanthaceae. The transcript is spliced from 5 exons. Gene Ontology annotation, cellular component: ribosome; cytosolic large ribosomal subunit.